Closterium sp. Naga37s-1 is the source of this 1026-nucleotide messenger RNA. Lineage: Eukaryota; Viridiplantae; Streptophyta; Zygnematophyceae; Desmidiales; Closteriaceae. The record is from the annotation of a GenBank genome assembly.
AUGCCGCUUGUUCAUGGAUGCGGGCUCUCCGCUUCGUCCGCUCUGCUUUCCCGGCUUCUUCACUCAUCUCGAGCCGUCGCGGUCGUUGGAUCGGAGCCGCCGGUUGCUGGGGAGAGAUCUGGACCGUCGGGCGAGAGAGCGGCUGGCGGGGAGGAGGAGAGUGUGGGGGAUUUGCAUGUGAGCUAUGGCGCGACGGAAGUAGAGGGGGAGGAGGUGGAAAGAAGAGGGAAUUUCAAUGACGGAAGGGAGGAGGAACGGGGAAGGGUUUGGGAUGAGGUUCGGGAAGAGGAUCGGAAUGUUGAGGCGCGGGGAGGGGUGGAUUUAGCGGACGGGGAGAAGCAGGAAAUGCCGACGAGACAGCGACGGGUUCGGGUGCGGGAGGAGGCAGGCGGCGAGGCGGCGGCAGGGGGAGGGACGGCGGAAGAAGGACGAUCAAGAGAGGGAAGCCUUGGCAACACCGAGCAGGGUAGUCGUACCAAUGAGGCUGUAAUUACCGCAAAGGGUGUUAGUAACGCGGAGGCCAAUAACGAGGACGACGAUGACGACAUGAGCGGGUACGGCGUGGCGUCGGAGGAGGAUCUGCGCAAUGCGAAGCAGAUCGCGGACACGAUUCUCAGCGGGCGGUUCUUCGCGGGGAUGAGCCGCGGGAAACGGCACUGGGCAGGGGACGACGCGGGGGAGAGCGGCAACGCGGGAGGAGAGGAUGGGGGACGGCCGGGGUUCAGGGGUUUGGGGGACUGGUUGGGGGUGGCGGGCGGGGGACAGGCGGAGGCGGAGGGGCAGGUGGCGGUGGAGAAGCAGCGGUUUGCGCGUGUGGCGCUGGUGGGCGCGCCCAACGCGGGGAAGUCCGCCCUGAUGAACAGACUGGUGGGCGUGAAGGUAUCAGCGGUAUCGCGCAAGACCAACACGACGCAGAGGGAGGUGGUGGGCAUCCGCACCACCGGGCCCACGCAGCUGGUGAGCUUCGAGUUUUCACACGCCUUAACACUGCUGGUGAGCAGAGCGCACGCCCCACACAGCUGGUGA